This is a messenger RNA of Annulohypoxylon truncatum, 1889 nucleotides long. RefSeq names its product subtilisin-like serine protease pepD. Gene Ontology annotation, molecular function: serine-type endopeptidase activity. The transcript is spliced from 4 exons. The coding region runs from base 1 to 1239 and encodes 412 amino acids. Gene Ontology annotation, biological process: proteolysis. Lineage: Eukaryota; Fungi; Ascomycota; Sordariomycetes; Xylariales; Hypoxylaceae. The record is from RefSeq and is a predicted model, not a curated record.
AUGAUGAUGCAGUACUUGGCAAGAUUAGCUCUGGGCAUAUUCGCGAUCGCCGGUCCCGCGCUCGCCGCGCAGGUCGACAUUCUAGACCUGCAAGACGGCGACUUGGUUCCGGGCAAGUAUAUCGUGAACCUGAAGCCGGCCGUAGACAUAAAGGCCCACCUGAGCUGGGUGCGCGACGUACACAAGCGCAGCCUCGACUUGUGCGUCACGGCAGGGCUGGAGAAGACGUUCAGUUUCGCCGGCUUCGCCGGGUACGCAGGCGAGUUUGAUGACGAUACCAUCGCGAAGAUAUUGGCCGAUGCAAAUGUCCUAUCUGUAGAACAAGACAGAGUAGGCCGUAUAUCAGCUCUAGUACAACAGGGCGAUGCGCCAUGGGGUCUCGAGAGCAUAUCGUCGCGCACGCCAAUCACCGACACAAACACGCGAGGCCACACAUACUCGUAUGACAGCACAGCCGGGAGCGGGACGUUUGCAUAUGUGCUGGAUUCCGGCGUCCUGACCAACAACACGCAGUUCAACGGUCGCGCCAUCAAGGGUUAUAACGCGUGGAAUGGCACGGAGUCCUUCGACGACCACUUCGGCCACGGCACCCACGUCGCCGGCACCAUCGCCUCGGAAACGUACGGCGUAGCGAAGCAGGCCACCGUCAUCGACGUCAAGGUCGUCAGGAGUGUUGGCUACUCGACGCUCGCGCACGUAAUCGACGGCAUCAACUGGGUCGUGAACAACGUAACCGGAACGCCAGGCCGAGCGGGCAAAUCAGUCAUCAACAUGAGUCUAGCAUUCUCCACCUCCACCUCCCUAAACCGCGCCGUCGACGCCGCCAGCGCAUCAGGCAUCCUCUCCGUCGUCGGCGCCGGGAACGACAACGCGCUCGCCUCGACGCGUUCCCCGGCCUCCGCUAGCACCGCGCUCACCGUCGGCGCCGUAUCCGCGAACCGCACGCGCGCCCCCUUCAGCAACUACGGGCCGGAGGUCGACGUCUUCGCGCCCGGCGUAAACGUCGCCUCGCUCUGGAACGAGGAAGGCGCCGAGUCCGUCAACUCCGGGACCUCCAUGUCGUCGCCGCACGUCGCGGGUUUAGCUUUGUAUCUCAAGGGGCUCGAGGACGGGCUCGACUCGCCCGCCGCCACGAUAAAGCGCAUCAAGCAGCUGGCCCAGUCGGACGUCGUCGUCGACGCCGGGGAGGGAAGCCCUAAUCUGUUGGCUUAUAACGGUAUUACAGUGCCGACUUAUUGAAGGGCUUUUACGUUUUAUGAGGGAUGGGGGGUGGUUGUUACUGGGUAGUGGCGGUGAAACUAAAUGUAGAUCGAAUGGGUACCUACCAAAAUGUAUUCGUUCUCUUAGUAGCCGUCUCACUAUCAUAUUAUCUAUCCUGUUGCUUUAUUAGUCUCUAAAAUGCAUCAGCCGAAAUAAAAAUGAUAAUACGGGAUAUAUAGCCUGGGAGAAUAUGGCUGGUAACAUAUGCGCGUGAGGUUUGCGCGGUCACGAAUCACCUUGUCACAUCAAAAGUUGAGAUCGUAUGCAUCAUCACCGGGACGAUUAUGAUAGGAAAGCUUCUGCAUUUCUCGACCGAGUAUCAAAAGCUUGUGUCCUCGGUAUCAACCUAAUCCUAGUACAGGCAUCGAAGCCUCGAUGCCGAAGAUGGAACCCUGGUAAGGAAAAACAAUCGUACAUGCAAAGUCGCGUUCCCCCCCGUACCUAUUAGCAAGAACUUUUCUGGCCCUUUCCGUGCCAUGCCCCCGCCAAUUAAAACGAGAGUAAACGGUACCCUCAAUCAUUCAUUAGAGUAGAGAAAGUAUCAGCCUAAUAGUUGGUGUAUGGCAUGACCACCGCCACCAUUCAGCCUUACCCGCAUUCUGCAUCCAGGCCGGUUUCGUCUGCGAUUC